Molecule: messenger RNA, 2102 nt
Organism: Dermatophagoides pteronyssinus (European house dust mite)
Lineage: Eukaryota; Metazoa; Arthropoda; Arachnida; Sarcoptiformes; Pyroglyphidae
Product: kanadaptin
Molecular function (GO): protein binding; RNA endonuclease activity producing 5'-phosphomonoesters, hydrolytic mechanism
Source: RefSeq, a predicted model, not a curated record
GUAUGAAUGAUAAUUUGAGCGAAUUUUCGAUUCGAUUGCAUAAGAAUUUCAAUUUUUUUUGCGCAAAAAACAUCAUGGAAAAUGAUAAUGACAAUGAUGAUAAUGGGGGUUCGGAAAUUCCGAACGAAUCUUCGAAAGAUCCGGAAUCAUCGAAUGAUCAUUUGUCCACCACCACCAUUAUCAAUAAAACAAUAUUACCCGAACCAUUGACAAAACUUUUACCACCAAAAAAUAUUUAUUUUAUUGAACAAAUGAAAAAUGGUUUAUCAAUAGCAAAUAUUUUGAUUAAUGAAAAAAAUCGUCUGAUUUUUGGUCGUGCACGUGAUUGUGAUAUACCAAUGGAUCAUCCAUCAAUUUCACGUUAUCAUGCCGCUUUAUUAUGGGCACCAAAAAAUGAUGAUGAUUAUAAAAAUGGUACAAAUACCGAAUCUUUUUGGUAUCUGAUUGAUUGUGGAUCAACACAUGGAACAAUUUGUAAUAAAAAAUCAAUUGAUCCAGGGAAAAUGAUAAAAAUAAUUCCGAAUAAUAAUGUAUUUCGUUUUGGUGCUUCGACACGUUUGUUUACAUUAGGUUCUUCACAUGAAGAUUCGAAUGAUGAUGAUUCGGAUGAUUCAAAUGAAGAAUUGAACAAUCAACAAGUUACCAAACGAACCAAAGAAGAACAAGAUACUGAUGAUGCUUGUACAUGGGGAAUAUCAUUAACCGAUUGUACUGAAGAUGAUGAUGAAGAAAUUGGUGAUAGUUUAGCGCUGAAAUCCAUAAUAAUGGCCAUGAAAGAUGGUCAAUCAUCAUCAUCAACAACAUCAAAAUUACAAUCAACAAAUGAAAAUGUUUAUUCUGAUAAUCCAUAUAAAUGUCUUCAACAAUGGUUUGAAAAUGAAGGUUAUGAUUUUGAUUAUAAAGUAGAUUCAUUACAUAAUAAAUUUAAAUGUACAUUCGAUCUGCCUAUUGAUGGUCAAUGGAUACCUGUUGAUGGACAAUUAAUGACUAGGAAAAAAGAAUCAAUUCAAGAUGCUUGUUUACGUUGUUGUCGAUUACUUGAUCAGGCAAAUUUAUUAUUUGCUUGGCAACGAAAAGAUUCGGCUCGUGAAAAAGCAAGAAAAGAAUUCUACAAUAAUGAUGAUGAUGAUGAUCUUCUGGAUGAAACAAUUAAACCGGCAACAAAAAAACUUCGAAAAGAUUCUGAAGGAAAAAUUGAAACUUAUGAUUCAUUGAAUUUAAAAUGGAAAGAAAUCAAUCAAGAAUUAUGUCAACUAAAAGUUCGUUUAGCUCAUAUCGGUUUAGAGCCUGGUGUUACACCAGAAAUUUCACAAGAUUUAAUCGGUGAUUCAUUAGAUAUUUAUAUGAAUUCAUUGAAUCAAAAGAAAUAUGGUUUAAGUAUGAAUGAAAAAAUUGAAAAAUCCAAUCUAAAGAUUAAAAUCAAACAAUUGGAAACGGAACAAUCGAAAAUUGAAAAAUUAAUUCAAUUAGCUCGACCAGCUGAAAUUGUAAUGAAAAAUUUAACAACAUCAACUGAACCGACGAAAGAAUCAAAAAAUGAUGAAAAUGCGAUACAAAUGGAAAAGAAAUUGAUCAACAAAGAAGAAGAAUCGAAUGAAAAAUUUAUUGAAUCCUCGAAGAAUUCAGUGGCAGAUGAUAACAGUGAUGGUAAAAGUGAAACUGUUGAAAAUUCAUCGAAUUCAGAAAAGAAGAAAAAUUAUAAAGAAUUUCGUAAAAUUCGUCAACAAUCAACAAUUGAAGCAAUUGAACGUGAAAAACGUUUAGAAAAACAACGUCAACAACAACAACAAAAGCAACAACAACUACAACAACAAUCAAUCGAAACGGAUGAUGAUUUUGUUGAUUUGGUUCGAUUGGAUCAACAACAACAGACCGGUGAUGGCCGUACCCAUCUUAAUGAAAAAUUUGGUUAUUGAACAACGGACCCUAUAUACCGACGACAAAAUUUCCUUAUUUUGAUUUUAUCAGAUUUCUGUUCCAGGAAAAAGAAGGGGAAAAAACGAACAAUUUUAAAUUUGAUUUUCUACAAAUCACUAAAUCGAUUAACAUUGCUUAUUGUCAUCAUUGGUUAGUUGCUUGAAUCAAUUCGUCGUUCGUCAAAC